Molecule: messenger RNA, 1490 nt
Organism: Linderina pennispora
Lineage: Eukaryota; Fungi; Kickxellomycota; Kickxellomycetes; Kickxellales; Kickxellaceae
Product: glycoside hydrolase
Exons: 4
Coding region: 30-1394 (454 amino acids)
Biological process (GO): glucan catabolic process
Cellular component (GO): cell surface; extracellular region
Molecular function (GO): beta-glucosidase activity
Source: RefSeq, a predicted model, not a curated record
UUCUAUCCCACUCUUCACUAUUGUACACAAUGCGGAUCUGCACUGUGAGAAGCUUCCUGACCUGCACAUUAGCAGCACUGGCUGUAGUUGGCAUAUCUAGCUCGCUAGAUAUAGCUACCGAAGACAACGAGCUAGUGACUGAUACUGAUAUGCCAGAAACACCUAUGCCAGCGAGCAUACAGCCAACUGAUUUUACAGAUCCUGCAGAAUCCUAUAGCACUAGCGACUCCCAGGGGUUGUCAUUCCGCAAUAUGAGUGUCGAAGACAUGCCUGUCGAUGAGUGGACAUUCACGAAGACACUUGGCAAGGAAGAAGCCAAGCGGCAGCUUGAGGACCACUGGAACACGCCGAUGCCGGAAUCAACUGGAUCCGGAUCCCCAUACGGCUAUUGGGCAUUCAACCUUACUAGCGAGGAGCCGUACGUGGACGGCCAGAUACCCUAUAUCGAGCGCAUUCUGGGGUGGGCACGUGAAAUUGGACUCAAGGUCGAACUAGACUUGCAUGGUGCACCAGGAUCCCAGAACGGCUAUGACAACUCGGGUCGUCGCGGCACGCCAGAGUGGCUACUGUCGCGCACGAAUAUCGACCGGACACUGGACGCAUUGACCAAGAUGACUAGCAUGGUGCUGGACUGGGACGAUGUGGUGUACGGGAUCCAGAUAUUGAAUGAGCCAUCACGCUGGAAAUGGAAGCGUAUGAUCUGGUGCGCAGUCAUUGCUCCCAAUGUCUAUUUUAUGAUCCACGACACGUUCCUGGGACCCAAUGAUUGGGGCACGCUCGUCAGCUCGAACUGGACCAACACCUUGAUGGACACACAUAUCUACCAGAUGUUCGACAACUACAUGGUCACAAUUAACGAGACCGCGCAUAUCAACAUGGUCGCAGAGAUGGCGCAGAAUGUGACAAAGUUCGACCGCGGCAACACACGCGUCGUUGUCGGCGAGUUCUCGGCAGCAACGCACGACUGCACAAAGUACAUCAAUGGGCUUGGCCGCGGCAGUCGCUGGGAGGGAACUCUGGAGGGCGUCGACCACCCGCUGUGCCCAUUCAAGCAAUGCUCAUGCACUGGCGACUACGGGUCAGACUACAAGGAGUUUUCAGAGAGCUACAAGGCAUUCCUGAAGGGAUACGUCGACGCACAGCUGGCUAUCUAUGACGGCGAAUUGAUGGGCUGGUUCUACUGGAACUUCCGCACUGAGGAAGCGCCCGAGUGGGACUACCUGCUGGGAGUCGAUCAAGGCUGGAUUCCAAAGUUCCCUCGCACAGCCUACCCAAUGGUGCCAGCAUAUGUUCCUGAAGAGGACUCCGAGCAGAACACCCGCGAGGAGAACGGUUCUGCAAAUUCAGCUGCGUCAGUGCUCGGCAGCCUAUCCCGGCUACACCUUGAAGUGUGAGGCACUUCGUUGCCUUGCUUGUAUUGGCGAUUGCUUUCCAUUAACUCUUUUCAUUUGCGUGCGCUUUCCUCAAUUUCUACUUGGCCAGUUUGCAAC